Striga asiatica is the source of this 438-nucleotide messenger RNA. Lineage: Eukaryota; Viridiplantae; Streptophyta; Magnoliopsida; Lamiales; Orobanchaceae. The record is from the annotation of a GenBank genome assembly.
AUGGAGAUUGAGCAAGACGAAGCGUUCAUACCACAGGUUGAUUCGUCGGUCAAGCCAUUUGAUUUUGAAGUAGGUGAAUCUUUGCAAGGCAGACGUGGGGCGCUGAUGAAAAUAACAAGAGAGCUCAUCGAUGAUGCAUCGCUGACUGAGGCGAGAACCAAGUUUUUAAUGGGAGAACUCAAAAUUUUAAAAUGGGAAGUUGGUGAGAUUGACGACAAGGAAUGCAUGAGCAAGAGAUUGAGUAAUUACAAAGGCCAUGAGACAUUUCUUGUACGCGACCCCAAGCCUAUACAAACUAAAGGUUGUGGCAAGCGUCUAAAGUCGAAUAAAGAGAAAGUCAUAUCUCAAGGUGCUCGAUCUUGUAGUUUAUGUAGGCAGAGGGGCCAUGACAAGCACAAAUGUUCCAAUCAUAUCAUUCAACUUAAAGAUGAUCCAUAA